Molecule: messenger RNA, 1947 nt
Organism: Guyanagaster necrorhizus
Lineage: Eukaryota; Fungi; Basidiomycota; Agaricomycetes; Agaricales; Physalacriaceae
Product: transcription factor
Exons: 11
Coding region: 72-1826 (584 amino acids)
Cellular component (GO): nucleus; site of double-strand break
Molecular function (GO): protein binding
Source: RefSeq, a predicted model, not a curated record
GAGCAUUAUCUAAGCAAACACUUGUCUUGGGAGCCGAUUGCUGCUCCUUUAGCUCUGCUGACAUCGACACAAUGUCAGACGAUGUAUUCGCUGCCAUGGGUAUCUCUGGCUUUGGAAAAGCGGCCACCAAGAGGCAGCUAGACCCUUCUCGGUUCGACAAAAACAAACGGGCAGAGGUUCCCAAAAGCAAACCAGCUGAACCUGUACAAGAAAUUGUUGCUGGACCUUCUAGCACUCCUUCAGGGCCUCCAAAGUCAGAAGAAUCCCGCGAAGACGACAAGAACGACCACAAUGACGAACCCGGUCCAUCAUCACCCCGUCAUGAACCAGAAUAUGAUCCCUCAGAAUUCGAUGAUGAUGCUGAUGACAGCGAACUGCCUCUUUUCCCUGUUACUCACGAAAUCGUCUUGAAGGACCAUACCAAAGUCGUCUCUGCGCUUGCGUUGGACCCUUCAGGUGCAAGGAUAUUGUCUGGUUCACAUGAUUACGACUGUAAAUUAUGGGACUUCGGUGGAAUGGACAUGAGAUACAAACCUUUCAAGACCUGGGAGCCUGCUGGAAGUUAUCACAUCCAUGAUCUAAAGUAUUCGAACGAUGGCCAAAAGUUUCUCGUUAUAUCGGGAACUACUCAGGCCAAGCUGUAUGACAGAGAUGGCGAAGAAGAGGCUACUUUUAUCAAGGGUGACCCUUAUAUCCGUGAUAUGAAGCACACAUCGGGUCAUGUUGGGGAGCUGUCCUCUUGUGCCUGGCAUCCGAAGGACUCGAAAAUCUUUAUUACGGGCUCCGCGGAUUCUACCAUCCGGAUAUGGGACGUAGAAAAUAAACGCAAGCAAAAGACCGUUAUUGUCGUCAAAUCCAAAGAACGGGGAGCUCGAACCAAAGUAACAGCAUGCGCUUAUUCGAUAGAUGGGCGUAUAAUUGGGGGAGCUUGCCUGGAUGGAGCAUUGCAUAUGUGGCAAACCAACUCGAACUUCGUGAGACCAAAUCUAUCGAUUGAAGGAGCUCAUACAAAGGGAACUGAAACCGGGUCAGUUGUCUUUGGCGUUGACGGCCGUACAGUGCUUACUCGAGGAGGGGAUGAUACCGUGAAAUUAUGGGAUUUACGUUCAUUCAAGAAGCCACUAGCGACACAGUCAGGCCUGGCAACUUUGUACCCGAAUACGAACGCAAUGUUUAGUCCAGAUAGUAAAUAUGUGAUAACAGGGGCUGCUGCGACGUCAAAAGGAGGCAACGGGAAGCUCAUGUUCUUGGAUAAGACUACUUUGGAAGCUGUGAAGACGCUAGAGGUGGAUUCGACGCCGGUAAAGGUGUUUUGGCACUCAAAGAUCAAUCAGAUUGUGACCGGUUUGUCGAGCGGGCAAAUAUGUGUGCUGUAUUCGCCAUUAACGUCGACGAACGGGGCGAAGUUGUUGAUGAAUAAAGGUCCGCCGAGGAAGGUGACAAUUGAGGAUAUGUCAGACGCAUUGGCAGCGCCGUCGAUUGUGACACCACACGCCUUACCGAUGUUCCGGGAGGGCGACGGCAUUGUCAAGACAUUGAAGAGAAAGCGGGACAAGGACAGGAUGGACCCUCGCAAGAGCAGGAGGCCGGAAUUGCCAGUGACUGGGCCAGGGCGGGGCGGACGGGUUGGAGCGAGUGCAACACAGCACGUUGUUCAGAAUCUUGUCCGGGACACGACCCGAGAUGAAGACCCUCGAGAAGCACUACUCAAAUAUGCAACAAGGGCAACAGAGGAUCCCCAAUGGACAGCAGCAUGGCGAGUGAACCAGCCGAAACCCGUGUUUGCAGCGAUCGAAGAAGAAGAAAACGAAGAGCAGGACACGUAGAUAGAGAAGACAGAGAGUGAGGGCAAAUAGGGAGGGAGGGAGGAAGGCAAGGGGCGGGGCAAAAGAGCCAGUGGUGGUCCCUGCGCGGGAUCGAACCUUAUCGAGAAUAAGUAUAUAAAGG